AUAAUCUAUUUACAAAACCAUAUUACGUGUCAUUUUUACAUCCAAUAAUAAAAAAAACAUUUAUCGAUCAUAUUAUUCAUAUUUCUCACUUAAUUUCUUCAUUUUGAAACAAAGUGUUUCUUUGAUUAUUUUGUGUAAUUAGAAACAUGGCAUCCAUGUCUCCCUUAAACACUAUCGUUCCCAAUGUUACAACAAUUUCCAACAACACUAAAGUUUCGUUUGGAGGCUCAACAAGUUUUUCAUGUAACAAGAUUCAUAAUAAUAAUAAUGAGAAGAUUAAGAAUAGAUCUUCAUCAAUUGUUGUUUCAGCAGUUGGUGAUGUAUCUUCUGAUGGUACAGCUUUUCUUGUUGCUGGUGCUAUUGGAAUUGCUCUUGUUGGAACUGCAUUUCCUAUCAUCUUCUCUCGUAAAGACACAUGCCCUGAAUGUGAUGGAGCUGGAUUUGUUAGGAAAGGUGGUGUGACAUUGAGAGCAAAUGCAGCAAGAAAGGAUCAAACUCAAAUUGUUUGUGCUCGUUGUGAUGGUUUGGGAAAACUUAACCAAGUUGACAAAUAGAAAUCUUCAUGUUUUUUCUUUCCUUUUCCCUUUUCUAUAAUGUAAAUGUAUUUGCUUCUCUUGCAUUUCUUCCUUUGAGAUCAAACUUCAUAAUGUAAGAAGGGAAAAACACAAAUCUGAUUUUUUGCAUUAGAAAUCUGAUUUGUGUUCUUCUAUAUGUUUUUUCUUGUUUGAAAAAAAUGUUAGUUGUUAUA
Trifolium pratense (red clover) is the source of this 748-nucleotide messenger RNA. RefSeq lists its product as uncharacterized. The transcript has 2 exons. The record is from RefSeq and is a predicted model, not a curated record. Gene Ontology annotation, cellular component: chloroplast thylakoid membrane. Bases 147 to 554 code for a protein of 135 amino acids. Lineage: Eukaryota; Viridiplantae; Streptophyta; Magnoliopsida; Fabales; Fabaceae.